UAAGGGUCUUUCCUUGUUCUUCUUCACGGAGAAGAACUAAGAAGCUUCAUUUCUCUGCAAAAGUGGGUCAUCAAAAACACGUAAGCCUCAAAAUUUGAGAGAUAGAUUUUGCGAUGGAUAAAAGAAUUUCAGACCAUUCAACUCCUCUCUUAACAAACAAGGAUGAAAUUCCUCCAGUAACCUUCGUUAGAAAAUUAUGGGAAGAAAAUAAAAUGGUAUGGCACAUAGCUGGACCAUCCAUUUUAAUUUCAAUCUUUCAAUACUCUAUGGCUUUCGUUACUCAAACUUUGAUUGGUCAUAUUGGCACUCUUGAACUUGCUGCUGUUGGUCUUCAAAACUUAGUCGUCUCUGGUAUAAGCUUUGGGGUCAUGCUAGGGAUGGCAACAGCCUUGGAAACAUUAUGUGGACAAGCGUAUGGAGCAGGGAAAAUGAGAAUGUUAGGGAUUUACUUACAAAGAUCAUGGCUGAUUUUACUUGGAACAUCAAUACCACUAACCUUAAUCUCUAUAUUUGCAACACCAUUAUUAUCAUUGUUAGACCAAAAUAGGGAUAUUGCAGAAGUGGCCGGUACAUAUUCAAUAUGGAUGAUACCCCAAUUGUUUAUGUAUGCAUUGAAUUUUCCGAUGCAAAGAUUUUUACAAGCUCAAAGUAAAGUAUGGGCAAUGGCAUGUAUUUCAUUCCGGGUGUUAGCAUUUCAUAUACCAUUAAGUUGGUUUUGCAUCAUGAAAUGGGGUUUAGCCGGAGCAGCUGGUUCUUUAAAUCUUGCAUGGGUGUUACUUGUGAUUCUUCAGUACGCUUAUAUUGCCUCGGGACACUGCAAAGAUUCUUGGAGUGGGUUUUCAUGGUUGGAUUUUUAUGAUUUGCUUGGAUUCCUUCGGUUGUCUUUGGCUUCAGCCGUCAUGCUCUGCUUGGAAUAUUGGUAUUUGAUGAACUUGAUUGUACUUGCGGGAUUACUUAAAAAUGCUAAAAUCGAAGUUGAUGCUGCCUCCAUUUGUAUGAAUAUUGAAGGAUGGAUAUUCAUGGUACCGCUAGGUUUUAUUGCUGCCGUCAGUGUAAGGGUCUCGAACGAAUUGGGAGCCGGAAAUGCAGCAGCUGCAAAAUUCUCUGUUUGGGUUACAGUCUCAAUUGCUUUAGUCACACAAAUUGCUUUUGCUCUCCUAAUUUUUUUCACAAGAAACAACUUUCCGAAACUAUUUACAAAUAACAAGGAUGUUAUGAAACACGUUAGUGAGUUAGCUGAGUUUUUAUGUGUGACAAUCUUCCUGAGCAGCAUCCAACCCAUUUUAUCAGAAUCAACAGGCAUGGCCGUCGGAGCUGGUUGGCAAGGUUCUGUGGCCUAUAUAAACAUCGCAACCUACUAUCUUAUUGGGUUGCCCGCUGGUAUAUAUAUGGGACUCAUAUUGGAUUAUGGUCUAGAGGGACUUUGGGGUGGCGUAAUAGUUGGAGUUGGUCUUCAAACAAUCAUUCUGUUGAUAAUGGCUUGGCGUACGGACUGGGACAAAGAGAUAUAAUCAUUGAAAGAGAGAAUUACAGAUGUCGUAGGUUCAGAUGAGGAAGACACGCAGUUCCGUCGAAACAUUAUUUUUUGAGCUACUUUCUGUUUCUUUAUUUUUUACUGUUACUUUUUGCUUUAAUUAUAGCUAGAAGAUUUCCCUGCUUUUCCACUUAUUUAUCAUGGUGAUUAUUCAUGAAAAUCAACUUGAAUAUGUAAACUUACGCAUUAGUAUGUUCAAUAUAUUCUGAUACUAGGGUUUAAU
Molecule: messenger RNA, 1757 nt
Organism: Papaver somniferum (opium poppy)
Lineage: Eukaryota; Viridiplantae; Streptophyta; Magnoliopsida; Ranunculales; Papaveraceae
Product: protein DETOXIFICATION 33-like
Exons: 8
Coding region: 114-1511 (465 amino acids)
Biological process (GO): xenobiotic detoxification by transmembrane export across the plasma membrane
Cellular component (GO): membrane
Molecular function (GO): xenobiotic transmembrane transporter activity; antiporter activity
Source: RefSeq, a predicted model, not a curated record